Messenger RNA from Camellia sinensis, 1210 nucleotides. The record is from RefSeq and is a predicted model, not a curated record. NCBI's taxonomy places the organism in Eukaryota, Viridiplantae, Streptophyta, Magnoliopsida, Ericales, Theaceae.
GUUUGCAAGUUCAAGAUUUGCCAAAGAGAAGAAAGGAAAGGAUGCCAUUGAUAUCAUUUUAGAUAAACAAUUUUGAAAGAAUUGCUUCAUCAUUGUUAAGAUUGUUGAGCCACUUAUGCGUCUCUUGCGUAUUGUUGAUGGAGAUGAGAAACUGUCUGUGGGAUAUGUUUAUGAAGGCAUGUAUAGGGCAAUCAAAGGUAUUAAAGAUAUUUUCAAGAAAAAUAAGAGGUUGUAUAGGCCUUACACAACAAUCAUUAAAACUCGUUGGGAUAAUCAAUUGCGAAAGAAUAUACAUGCGGCUGCUUAUUGGUUGAACCCAACUUUUCAAUAUGAUCAAGCUUCAUUUUGCCAAAAGCCAGAGGUUAUGAAUAGUGUACUUGAUGUGAUUGAAACUAAAGCCACAUCAAGUAAAGCGAAGCUCAUGAAUGAACUUAGAUUGUUUCGAGAUCGACAAGACAGUUUUGGAAGAGAGCUUGCCAUUAUUACAUCAAAGAAAACACAACCUGAUGAAUGGUGGAAGAUGUUUGGACACAGUGCUCCAAAUUUGCAAAAGUUAGCCAUUCGAAUUCUUAGUCAAACUAGCAGCUCUUCUGGGUGUGAAAGGAAUUGGAGCGUCUUUGAACGCAUACAUACAAAGAAGAGGAAUAGACUAGAACAUCAUAGGCAUAAUGAUCUUGUGUGUGUUCAUUACAACUUGCGAUUGAAGAAUAGGAAGUAUUACAAAACAAGGAAUUAUGAUCCCAUUGACAUUGAAAGCAUUGACAAAACCGAGUUUUGGAUUAUUGAAGAAGAAAGACUAGAACAAGAGGAGCCUCCAUUGCUUGAUUAUGAUGAGCUCGAAAAAAUGCUUUAUAAAGAAGAUGAGCCUCCACGAUAUAAGAAAAUCCAAGAGCAAAUUCGAAAGAGAAGUUUAAAAUUCCUAGCUAAGGCAGAAAAGGCUAUGGGGAUUGACACUAAUCCGUUCCCAAAAAUUGGAGAAGUGACAGCCAAUAUAAUUGUGCCAGACUUUCAAAACUUAUCCUUGAAGGAAUUGGAAAAGGUCAAUGUGCAAAAGCAUGUUGCCAGCCAGACUACUAUCAAGAAAGAUGCUAGAAGUUUACCAGCUGUUGAACAAGGCUUUGCAGGCCAGAAGGAAGACUCUGAUAAAGAGGCACUGGAUGAUGAUUCUUUAGAGGUAGCUGGUCAUGCAAAAAAUGUGUCCCAGGUGUAG